Molecule: messenger RNA, 3821 nt
Organism: Dicentrarchus labrax (European seabass)
Lineage: Eukaryota; Metazoa; Chordata; Actinopteri; Moronidae
Gene: prkci
Product: protein kinase C, iota
Exons: 18
Coding region: 275-2041 (588 amino acids)
Biological process (GO): protein phosphorylation
Molecular function (GO): ATP binding; protein serine/threonine kinase activity; protein binding
Source: RefSeq, a predicted model, not a curated record
GACAAUGGACUCGCCCGUCGUUAGGCCUUUGCAGUAGGGAGUUGUUUUGGCGGAGCCCGCAAGUUUUUCGUUACUUUACAUCUUAUUUUUGUUUCUCUAAAGAAAGGCGAAUUCACCGUUUUUAUCGCCGCUUGCCUCGUCGUUCACUCGGUGUGUCGACGGACCGUAGAAACGAAGUGUUUGUUUUUUUUGGGGGGGGGGGCGGUAGUCCACAACCAGGGAGCCGAAGAAGGAAGGAAGACCUCGGUGAGUCGGGCUGACUACGGCGGAGCUUAUGAUGCCGACGUUGCGGGACAGCACCAUGUCCCACCCCGGCGAGAAUUCCCACCAAGUCCGGGUGAAAGCGUAUUAUAAAGGGGACAUCAUGAUCACUCAUUUUGAGCCGUCCAUCUCAUACGAGGGUCUGUACGGGGAGGUGAAGGACAUGUGCUCCAUGGACAAUGACCAACUUUUCACCAUGAAGUGGAUCGACGAGGAAGGUGACCCCUGCACCGUCUCAUCUCAGCUGGAGUUGGAAGAAGCUCUGCGUCUCUACGAGCUCAACAAAGACUCAGAGCUCAUUAUCCACGUGUUUCCAUGUGUGCCAGAGAAACCCGGCAUGCCCUGUCCGGGAGAAGACAAGUCAAUAUAUCGGCGUGGAGCCCGGCGCUGGAGGAAGCUUUACUAUGCCAGUGGUCACGCCUUCCAGGCCAAGCGCUUUAACCGGCGAGCCCACUGUGCCAUCUGUGCAGACCGUAUCUGGGGUCUGGGAAGACAAGGCUACAAAUGCAUCAACUGCAAACUGCUGGUGCACAAGAAGUGCCAUAAACUGGUCACAGUGGAGUGUGGCAGACCAAUGAUCCAGGAACCAGUGAUGCCCGGAGCUCCAUCGAGUCCAUUAGAUCCAACUGAGCAGCCAGGCCCGCAGAAUAAAGACUCCAGAGAAAGCUUGCCUUACGAUGGAGAGGAGAAAGAGGCGCGGAGCAGUAGAGACACGGGGAAAUCGCCUUCCAGCCUGGGCCUGGCAGACUUCGAUCUGCUGAGGGUGAUCGGUAGAGGCAGCUACGCCAAGGUGCUGUUGGUGCAGCUGAAGAAGACAGAGCGCAUCUACGCUAUGAAGGUGGUGAAGAAGGAGCUGGUCAAUGACGAUGAGGACAUCGAUUGGGUUCAAACAGAAAAGCACGUGUUUGAGCAGGCGUCUAAUCAUCCCUUCCUGGUCGGCCUACACUCCUGUUUUCAGACAGAAAGCAGACUCUUCUUUGUUAUUGAAUAUGUGAACGGUGGAGAUCUCAUGUUCCACAUGCAGAGACAAAGAAAACUCCCAGAAGAACACGCCAGAUUCUACUCAGCAGAGAUCAGUCUGGCGCUCAACUACCUCCACGAGCGGGGAAUCAUCUACAGAGAUCUGAAACUGGACAACGUGCUGCUGGACUCUGAGGGACACAUCAAACUUACAGACUAUGGCAUGUGCAAGGAGGGUUUGAGACCAGGCGAUACAACGAGCACUUUCUGUGGUACCCCCAAUUACAUCGCCCCCGAAAUACUCAGAGGAGAGGAUUACGGGUUCAGUGUGGACUGGUGGGCGCUGGGCGUGCUGAUGUUUGAGAUGAUGGCGGGCCGGUCGCCCUUCGACAUCGUCGGGAGCUCUGACAACCCAGACCAGAACACAGAAGACUACCUCUUCCAAGUAAUAUUGGAAAAGCAGAUCAGGAUCCCGCGCUCGCUGUCAGUCAAAGCCGCCAGCGUCCUCAAGGGAUUCCUCAACAAGGAUCCCAAGGAGCGUCUGGGCUGCCACCCUCAGACAGGCUUUGCAGACAUCAUGGGCCAUCCAUUCUUCAGAAACGUCGACUGGGACCUUCUGGAGCAGAAGCAGGUGGUCCCUCCUUUCAAGCCCAACAUCUCAGGGGAAUUUGGACUGGACAACUUCGACGCCCAAUUCACCAACGAGCCCAUUCAGCUCACGCCUGAUGACGAUGAUGUGGUCAAGAAGAUCGACCAGUCAGAGUUUGAAGGGUUCGAGUACAUCAACCCACUCCUGAUGUCGGCGGAGGAGUGUGUGUGAGGGACGCGAUGUCUGUGCUCACACACACACCACCCACACACACACUCAUGCACGUGUUACGUGGCGUCUCAGUGUCUUCAAGCUGCAUGGUUACGAGACAACCUGACGACAUCAACCUUCUGUUCGAGGGCCGCACAUGCACAGUAGAACGCUUAUUUGCCAAAACAGUCUCACACUCAGCCAUUUAUAACCACUUGCCCUUAAGCCUACCUUCUUUCUUAAUUAUUUUUAUAUCAUGUAAAUCUGCACUGAUAUCAAUUUUCUCAUCGGGGCCUCUUUAUCGGUAGCCAACGAGGCUACAAAGUUCUUCCAAGGUUUGCUGUACGCGGGGGAGGGGGUGAGGGAGGGGGUGAGGCACAGCCCCUGACACAUGAACUGAACAUCCUCUCCUUCCAGCUGGCGGGGUGUUUUCAAUGCAUAUUUUAUUUGUAUAUAUAUACGAAUCUACUAUUUGAGCUUAAAUGUUAGAAAAGGCCUUUUUUUUUAGCUUCAAGCCACAAACUGACAACUUGAUCAUCAUGAAGUCAAUUUGAGUUCGGCUUUGUGGCAACAGCCUGAUCUGUAGAGGAAAGAAGACUCAUAACACUAGCCUUUAAAAACAAAAAGAUAAAAAUCUAUAUAUUUUUCUCAUUAUUUUCUUUUUUUUUUUUAUUUAACAACAUAGCAGUCAUUAAAUAUGUUGUUCUGAGUGUUAAAAGUCCAGCCUGAGUUACAGACCCAGAAAAGGUUUGGGCUGUCGUUGCUUACAUGAAUACGCAACAUCUGGAAAAACAGAAGUCGUCUGCCACACGUCUCUUCUCCCCAGAAUGAAGGAGCGUAUACAGCAGCAUCCAACCAACGCUAAUCAAGAGUAACUACUCUCAAACUGUGAAUGAAAACGCUCGCUAAGCAGGGAAACGGGCACGGAAGAUGAGCACGUGAUACCUGCACGCUGGAGCACAGGUGAAAUUUUGCUGUGCAGACCAUCCAUGAAAUAAACACUCACACAGGACCAAAUACAUUUUUCUGAAAAAUGUCUUGCUGGUACGAAUUAGAAAGGUACAGUAUACAUAAGGAAGAUGUGCUGUCCUAAGUCAUAGAAUUUAUAUAUUCAGAUUUUUUUUUCUUUUGCUAAUUUUUUAAUACUAUGCCUUUUUGGAAAUGUUUGGUCUGUUAUCUUUUUUUUGUACUUCCUCCAUUCCAUGUAUGUCUUUUGUUCAAAAUACAAACUGAUUGUUGAAAGGAGAGCUCGGUUGGAAGUCUAACACACGGUGCAGUUUUGGUCCUAAAAGGCGACUUGAAACCUAAACUGUGCGUUCCAUUUUUAUUAUUAUUACCAUAUCAAACCCGCAGUUCAUUAUCUGAAUUUGAUGUUUUGUAAGACUGCUUCAAAGCAUACGGAGGCUCUGUAGAGCCGCUCUCUUCCCCCUGACUGUAACGACACUAUGUGAUGGUGCAUGAACCUCCAGACUCUCGUCCAAUCGAAGCUUCUCUCUACUUGGAAUAAUGUUUUCGGGGUCUCACGCGGUGACCAGAGGAACACAUUCAUCUGUUACACUUUUGCUAUGUUUCUUUUUUUUUUUGUGAAUCCGAUUUAAUUUCGUUUUUUUUUUUUAUAUAUCACUACAUUGAUUCCAAGAUGUUACUGGGUGAACCCAAUGGAAACACUAUUUGUUGUACUUGUUGUGUUUUGGGGGUGUUUACCACCCAGAGGACUCUGCUGAACUUUAUUAUACGUGUGCAAAGAAAAAAAAAAAACAGACGGUAAAAUAAACAUUUUAUUUCUCUCCUUGUGAUAAAA